Messenger RNA from Syngnathoides biaculeatus (alligator pipefish), 1034 nucleotides. It is a transcript of the gene taf10, whose product is annotated as TAF10 RNA polymerase II, TATA box binding protein (TBP)-associated factor. Gene Ontology annotation, biological process: transcription initiation at RNA polymerase II promoter. Gene Ontology annotation, cellular component: transcription factor TFIID complex; SAGA complex; nucleus. Lineage: Eukaryota; Metazoa; Chordata; Actinopteri; Syngnathiformes; Syngnathidae. Bases 279 to 848 code for a protein of 189 amino acids. The transcript has 5 exons. The record is from RefSeq and is a predicted model, not a curated record. Gene Ontology annotation, molecular function: RNA polymerase II general transcription initiation factor activity; promoter-specific chromatin binding.
AUCUAUAUCUUGGUUUUACCUACCGUCUUAGUCAGUUAGCUACAAACAACCGUGGUUCUAGCUAGCUUGUGACUCCGCACAUUUUUCGUUUUAUAAUCUCUUAAUAUCGCAUUAAAGAUCUUUUUGUUAAGACAGAGACGUUUCUUUAAUAAAUUAACAGGUUGGGCUCUUGGAGCAUUUAAAAAAAACUGCUCGUCAAGAAGAGCUGGUUGACUUUUGCGCGUUAGUUAGCCGCCAAGUUGUUUGGCAAAACUGUGAAGAACGACAUCAGCAUCGCUAUGAAUGUUGAUAGCGUUAACCAGUCUGUCACCACUGGAGCUUCGUCGACCUCCACGACGUCUUUAACACCAAGCAACUGUAUCGUAAACGAGAACGCGCCAAACAACGCCGGCAGCAUCCCUGCGGUUACCAGCAAUGCUUCGACCCCGACCACUAUUGUGACAUCAUCAUCAUCGGACUCGUCUGUUCCCAAUGGAGUUUAUGUUCCUGGAGGCAUCACUAACGGCGACCUAAAGCCCACAGUCUCCACAACCCCACUGGCUGACUUCGUCAUGCAGCUGGAAGAAUACACUCCCACGAUUCCUGAUGCAGUGACAGGCUACUACCUCAACCGGGCUGGCUUUGAAGCAUCUGAUCCAAGGAUAAUACGUCUGAUCUCCCUGGCCUCGCAGAAGUUCAUCUCAGACAUCGCUAACGACGCACUGCAGUACUGUAAAAUGAAGGGGACUGCAUCAGGAAGCUCAAGGAGUAAGACAAAGGAUAAGAAGUACACUCUGACAAUGGAGGACCUGGGCCCUGCUCUUUCUGAAUAUGGCAUCAAUGUCAAGAAGCCUUAUUACUUUACAUAAAAUCCAUCUUCCUUUUUAUUUAGCAAGUUUUACCUGGCUAACCCACUAGUUUAUCAACAUGCUUAUUGUCUAUCACAGUGCUUUUAGUGCAGCACCGAAUUGUUUUCGAAGUCAAUUUUUUGUGUGGUUUGAAUUUUGUUUGUUUGUAAAUGAAUGUUUUAUUGUUUAAAUAAAAGCCUAAAUGUA